This is a messenger RNA of Bacillus rossius redtenbacheri, 1437 nucleotides long. It is a transcript of the gene Muted, whose product is annotated as biogenesis of lysosome-related organelles complex 1 subunit 5. The coding region runs from base 961 to 1437 and encodes 158 amino acids. Gene Ontology annotation, cellular component: transport vesicle; BLOC-1 complex. Lineage: Eukaryota; Metazoa; Arthropoda; Insecta; Phasmatodea; Bacillidae. The transcript is spliced from 3 exons. The record is from RefSeq and is a predicted model, not a curated record.
CAGUUUUACUGAAUUUAAAUGUCUCUACCUCACACUUACAAAACCUACCAUUUAGACCUUCAAAAGCUUAGCUUUCAAGUAAAAAUCACAAAUAGGCUGAAAUGAAAACAUUAAAAUUUCAUAAAGAAGAAAAAAAUUAAGAAACCUUCCCAUUUCAGAAGGCUGCUACACACUCUUUGCAGUGAAAGAAAACUCAUAUUUAACGGGAUUUUUUCUUUGUUGACCCGGCACCUGAGUGCCGUGUCACUCAAGCCCCGGGGCCCCCACGGGCGUGGGUGCGGAUCAUGCCGCACACGCAGUCAGUAAUCGGCUCACCAAAUAGUUGACUGAACCCCUAAGCCCUAAAGCUCAGUGCUAUUGGCGCGUCAUACCAACCUCCCGCCUCAUUCUGGGACCCCUCAAAACACCCAGAAUACCCGCGGUCCGGUCGAGGCCUACCCCAACCUCUGGUAACUCACCAGGUUACCACCGGAGCCAUUUUGCAUCUCCCUGCCACAACCUUUCUCAGAGCUAGGGAGCCCUACUCAGGUCUGCCCUAAGCGAUAAGGGCACCACUGCCAAGUACGAAGCCGACUCCAAUCGUGGUCCAGGGCCGAAAAGGAAACCUCAACGGGGUCCUUUACCAAUAAAAGGGGACCACCCCGUACUACCACCAAUUUCGGUGAUGCUGUCUUACGUGAUAAUCAGCUACGGGAGGACCUCGGGGAGCGCAUACCUCGGUCUCUCCACCGAUCUCCCUAUGACCUCUGGAGAUUUACAACAUUUCAGCCCGGGUGCAACUGAGCACCAACAACUAACCAGUGUGAACUAGAAACAUGGGAUGGCCUCAUGUGGGAUCUAGAGAGUGGGGGGACCCCACAUGGGUUUUUCCACCGAUCCGCUUGCUAGGCGAAUUUACAGCCGCAUAGCCCGGUUAUGCUCCCAGUCCAUAGUGGCAGACAGAAGCCAUUCCAUUAGGCAAUGUCUCUCGACGGAGACUGGCCUUUUUGGGCCUCACCACCAGGGCUCCGCGGUCGAACCCUCCAGAAAGGCUUCUUUUGCAUCUGUUGUUGCCUACAGAUUCAGCUUUAUCACCAUUUCUGGUACCCAGCCAGGUCAUCCCGGCAGAGUCCUCUUUUGCUGGUUUUACAACCACCCAUUGGUGCCACAAGGAGGCAGAGGAUUGCCAUUGGUGCGGAGAGGCUUUGCAACGCCGGCGAGAUCUGGACCCGGCUGCUUGACCACCGGCCGUUCCUCAACGGAGAAAUCAAGUACUUUGUUAAGGAGUUUGAGGCCGAUCCCCUGGUGAGCAGGCGCGAGCUACGCAAGGCCGAGUGGCACCACUUCAUCACGGACAUGACAGACAAGUGCAGCGCAGUGGACACCACCUUUGAGGAGAAGCAAGCGCAGCUGAGUGCCUUCUAUGCCGACCUAGAGCACAAGCUGCACCUCCAGUAA